Molecule: messenger RNA, 294 nt
Organism: Adineta steineri
Lineage: Eukaryota; Metazoa; Rotifera; Eurotatoria; Adinetida; Adinetidae
Source: the annotation of a GenBank genome assembly
UUUUUUUUAUAUUUAAAUAAAAUAUUAUGAAUAGAGGCAAUAUUAUCCAGCAGUAGUAAAAAUCUUUGUACGGGUAGUCAAUGCGAUCAAACAAAGUCUGUUGGUAAAGAACCGACUGACAUGAAAGCAACAACUUCACCAUCCGAUGAUUACAUGGAAAAGCGCUUGAAAGCAUUUGCAUUGCUCGAAGGACGUGAAAUUAACCUAAAAAGUCUUCCUUCAAAUCAUCCUGAUUUAACUACUUCAUCUAAUAAUAUCGGUAGUGAUUAUUACAAUAUGAAAGACUACUCAUAA